This is a messenger RNA of Amoebophrya sp. A120, 821 nucleotides long. The record is from the annotation of a GenBank genome assembly. NCBI's taxonomy places the organism in Eukaryota, Dinophyceae, Syndiniales, Amoebophryaceae.
CCGGCAUGUUCGGGCGCAGGUCUGUGUUUGUGUCUCGUGUUUUCUGCCGCACCACCGCCCCGACCGGGCGAUUGCAACCGGAGGGAGGUCCCGCGAUUAACUAGAUUUUGCAGCGCGUAGCAUGCAGGUGCGCCGGUCUUUAGGGCGGCAGGCGGAGAGGGAGUGCGCGCACAACGUGGGUCGGGAGCGGCCGGGCGUGCGCCUGCGAGAUCGACUUUGCGAAAAACUUCGAGGAGGAGAAGUCGUCACCUGCUCCGCCCGCCCAAGAAGGACGCAGCCGAGGCCCUGCCCAGGUGAUAUCGCCUGCAGGGGCGCGAGUAGCCCUUGCGCCCGGGCCCGCGCAAAGGGGCGCGCGCGCCCCCUCCCGGCGCGGCCUAUCUGGCCCCAGCUCUCGGCCGGGCGGCGAUGUGGCCCCGCCCCCGGCCGCCCGGCAAACGCGCCGGCCUCUCUUUGUGCCAGCCGCGGGUCCAGCCGGUGGGCGGCCAUGUGCCACGCGGAGGCCGCGCCGCUUCGAAAUGGUUUCUUCCUCCGGAUUGUUGGGCCGUUGCCUUGCAGGUUUGUGCGAGCGCCGGUGCCCGUUCUUUUGCGUGAGUGCGUCCGGGCGGCGGGCUCUCUGGCUCAGGUGUGACUCGUACGGCACAUGGGUGCCCAGCCCUUUUUCGUUGGGCGCCGUGCCCAUCCUGUCGAUGGCCGCACAGUUGCUUGCCGGCCGGGCUAACUACACAGCAGGGCCCUUGUCUCCUUGUAGAACCGUCCGUCAGCGUCGCCACCUUCAGGGCGAUACAUCAUAGAUCUAGAUGGCUUAACAUGUUUCGCUUGCG